GAGGAAGAGAAAAGAAAUUCACGGAGGGAAGAGAAAGCGGUAAAGGGAAAAGUACCCAAAAGAAAAACUCAGAAGAUUGUUUUGUGCGAAUGAAAAACUAAUCGGAAGAUGAAGGACCCAUUGGUGAGGACGAAGGUGUUAGUUCGGCACUUGCCUCCGUCUCUGUCUCACUCCGAUCUCCUUCAGCAAAUCGACCAUCAACUCGCUGACCGCUACAACUGGUUUUGCUUCCGUCCGGGAAAGAACAGCCAGAAGAAUCAGAGGUACUCUCGAGCCUACAUAGACUUCAAGCGGCCUGAAGAUGUUUUCGAGUUUGCUGAAUUCUUUGAUGGACAUGUGUUUGUUAAUGAGAAGGGGUCUCAGUUCAAGGCUAUAGUUGAAUAUGCACCCUCACAGCGUGUUCCAAAACCAUGUACCAAAAAGGAUGGCCGUGAAGGGACUAUAUAUAAAGAUCCUGAUUAUUUGGAGUUCCUAAAACUUAUUGCGAAGCCUGUUGAGCAUCUUCCUAGUGCAGAAAUACAGCUGGAAAGAAAGGAAGCAGAACAAGCUGGUGGUGCAAAAGAGCCUCCUAUUAUUACCCCCCUCAUGGAGUAUGUUCGUCAGAAACGAGCUAUCGGAAGUGGGACCCAGGUUUCAUCAGUUGUUCGGAAGGUUAGAAGAAGAGCGGGGGCUGCAUCUCUUAACAAACGUGGCUCAACUUCUACAAAACGGGUCUCUGAGAAGAAAAAGUACAUAUUAAAGGACAGUGCUAAACAUACAAGUCGAAAAGACAAGUCAACUUUCACUGUGGUCCCCAGGCGAGAGGAUCAAUUGGCCAGUUCAAGUGGAAAAGAAACCUUAGAAAAUGAAAUUGGUUCUGUUUCGGGAAUCCCUGUGAUUGCAGACUCUGGAAAGAAGAAAAUCCUACUCCUUAAAGGAAAAGAGCGUGAAAUACCUUCUGCUCCUGAAGGUAUGCUACCACAGGGGAGUGUAACAUCCGCUGGAAGUUAUGUUUCAGCUGCUCCAAAGCAGAACCAAAGGCGUGAGGCUGGUGGAAAGUUGAUCAGAAACAUACUUUUAAAUAAUGAGGGACGCCAAAGUCAAAGUUCAACCGAAAUUCAGCCUCAGCAGAAAAUUCUAAGUCUGAACUCAGACGUUAAGCGGGCGUCUCGGCCCUCCAAUGCAAGGUUAGGGUUGAAUGGUCAAGUCUCUAAUAAUGAGCCUAACUCAAUGAGCUCUGAAGGGGAUAGAAAGAGGGCUACAGUUGAUAAAUUUUCAAAGAAGGACCUGCAUGGUACCACUAAUGUUAGUGAGAAGCAAGAAAAACAUACAAGAAACAAGGAUAGACCAGAUCGUGGUGUUUGGGCUCCUCUUCGUCGUGCUGAUAGUUCACAUGCUAGUGAUGAGCAUUUGCCAUCCGUGCCACAACGUCCUCAACUGCCCUCUGAUUCCUUUGAAGUUUCCCAUGGAGAAGUGAAGGAUGAUACCUCUUAUGGAAGCAGGACUGGGGAAGUUAUAAAUCCUACAAGUGGACGUAAUAGUUCUCAUGUAGAGAAUGGUUCACAAAGACAUUUUGGUCGCCGUGGAAGUGCCCAUAAUAUAAAAGAUGAUGGUUCUAUGAAUGUAAGUGAGGGAAAGCCAUCUAAAAGAGGUGCUACUGUUCAUGGUGCCCCUGAGAAACAAGUGUGGGUUCAAAAAUCAGCUUCAGGUUCUUAGAAUAACCAAGGCUGGGAAUAUUCUCUGUAGUCUUUCCAUCGGAGUGGACUCCCAGCUAAAUAUUUUUAAGUUUGACAAAUUGACAAUCCAGAUCAGUUUUCAGUGAUGUUAUUGCACUCAAAUGGUUUAUGAGGACACGCUUGUGGUGGUCAUGGAGGCGCAUGGUAGGGACAUAAUUUCUGGAAAUACGUGGCAGAGUGGGAAGUAAGGUGACAGAUUGGGGAAUUUUAUGUUUAUAAUUCUUAGGAUUUCCAUGGGGAUGGUUUCUGAUAGCCUUCUGAAUUUUAGCGGGAAGGAACCACUAAAAUGUGCCUUGUACUGAAUUAUUUGUUUGGCUGCAAGUGAAAAGGAAAUUAUGGCACCGCAUAGGGGCAGUCUAUUUUAUACUGGUGAUGGCUAUAUCACUGGUCUAGCGUUUUUCUUCACUCUCUUGGUGUUUAGAUGUUCUUUUAACUACUAAAGGUCUGUUGCAGUUUGCAUGCAUGGAUUGUGCAACUUUGGCAGUUUCUAGUAGAUAUAGUAUUACUUUCUUUAAGGGUUGAUGAUGGUUGGGGGGCUUUUACAAUUACGAGUAUCACUGCAGUCAAUAGCUGUUGUGCAUUCAAGGAGAAGAGGAGUUUUAUUUUGUUUAAUGUAAGUUUUUUUGUGGUUUAAUGGUUUGGUCUGCAAAAGCGGGUCUUUGUGCAUUUUGGGUGUAUAGCCCGCAUCUUGACAGCUGUUAUAUCUUAUCUGCGAUGAACGACCUUGUCCCAAUUGUCUGUGAAAAAGAUUUGGUGGAUUAUAAUGGUUUGCUGCCCUGUUGAAAACAGAUUCUUUCAUUCAGUCAGAACACUAAAUUCCUCAUAUGUCCCAAGGCAAUCAUCUCUGUUAUCGUGGCUUAAGGCCUCUACUGAAGACGUCGUGGAAAUGGGGGCUUACCUUAAAGGAGAACUUUUGGUUGGGCCAAAUUAGGACCAAAUUUUCUUAUGGUAUGAUCCAAUUUGUGCCGGAUGGACGGAUAGCAGCAUGCUCAUUUGGAGUGCUGAGUUACGAGCCCUAGGGACAAGAGGACAAAAGUCUUGAGAGAUGGUUUGACUUUUAUCUUCAUUGCAUGACUUUAUCGUUAAGUCACAUGUAUAGCUUAACUACUAAAGUAUUUCUUCAGGGGAAAAUACUCCCAAGUCCUAAAUGUUGUGAUGUAUAAGAACCUUCAUGUCUAUCUACCGACCGGUGAUUGUGAACAAUGUAACAUAAACCAAGGAACAUUUUGGUAAAGAUAAAUUAUGUACAAUGGUUAUUUUGUAAUUUUAGCCUAAUUUUCUUUACU
Prunus persica (peach) is the source of this 3001-nucleotide messenger RNA. RefSeq names its product regulator of nonsense transcripts UPF3. The record is from RefSeq and is a predicted model, not a curated record. Gene Ontology annotation, cellular component: nucleolus; cytoplasm. Gene Ontology annotation, molecular function: mRNA binding. Gene Ontology annotation, biological process: positive regulation of translation; nuclear-transcribed mRNA catabolic process, nonsense-mediated decay. Bases 109 to 1695 code for a protein of 528 amino acids. Lineage: Eukaryota; Viridiplantae; Streptophyta; Magnoliopsida; Rosales; Rosaceae. The transcript has 14 exons.